CGUCCCGGAGAGGAAGCCGGGAGCGAUGGCGGCGGGGGCGCCGACGCCGGAUGCGCAGGCUCGCUUCGGCCAGUCCGUGAAGGGGCUGCUGACCGACAAGGUGAACGCCUGCGGCACCGACGUCAUCGCCCUCACCAAGCAGGUGCUGAAGGGCUCCCGGAGCUCCGAGCUGCUGGGUCAGGCGGCUCGAAAUAUGGUCUUGCAGGAGGAUGCCAUCUUGCACUCGGAAGAUAGUUUAAGGAAAAUGGCAAUUAUAACAACUCAUCUCCAGUACCAGCAAGAAGCCAUUCAGAAGAACGUGGAGCAAUCGUCCAAUCUACAGGAUCAGCUGAACCACCUGCUGAAAUGAAAUGGCAGCCACUCUUGGGCACUUCCAAGCUGAUAGGGAAAUUCCCGACUCUGGAGCCUCAGGGACCAUCCCUUUCCACCUCCCACUGUAGCAGAUGAGUUUUAACACUGAGCCUUGAUAAGCUCCGGCACGAUGGCAGAUGCCAGGGUGGUCUCUGUGGAUGCGCUCCUAACUUCAAGAGAAACAAAACACGUCGGUCUAAACUCGGCCGCAGCAGCGCUUUAAUUUGUUUCGCUGAAGCAGACUUCUUAAUUAGUCAGUCACUGGUAUCUGUCGAGCGCUUACUAUAUGUAGAGCACUGUACUAAGCGCUUCAGAGAGUACAGUACAAGUCCACCAGACCUGUUUUUUUUUUUUAAUUAAAGCAGAGUUUAGAGGAAUCUCCAUGUACGAUCUUCUCUCCCAAAUUGAUCUUUUUUGCCUUUUUUUAAAGAGUGCCAGAAUCCAACCCUUCACGGCAAGCUAUAUUGUCCAAUUAGGAAAUCAAGUUGGGGUUCUUUGGGUUUACAUGGAAAUCCUACCCAGCAAGAUAAUAGAACUGAUUAGGGGUCUGUGAGAAAGCUUUUCCGUUGAAGAGGAUUAGCCGUUGUUUUAGGUAGAAGUUGUGUAAGUUUCCAAGUAUUCGUAGUUUUGGCAUUCUGUCUUGGUCCCGAAUGAUAUUUAUAAUUUAAUUACUAAUUUUUAUAACUGCUAAAAUGAGAGUUUGGCGCAUUAUAUCCUGCUGGCAGCUGUAACCUCCUGCCUUGACCUACAUUCCUACAGUUUCUUUGCUCUUCCAUGUCUUGAUUAAGUGGCCUUGGAUUCCUUUUGCAAUGCUGUAGGUCAUCAGCACACCAAUCGUCCAUCACAUAGUUGCCAAAUCCCGUGGCCGUAAAUUCCCUUUCCUGCUUUCCUGUAGUUCUCAGUAAGUGAUGGCUUUGUGCAGAAGGACCCUGCAUAGUAAAAACCUUGAGCGUG
This is a messenger RNA of Tachyglossus aculeatus (Australian echidna), 1305 nucleotides long. RefSeq names its product BLOC-1 related complex subunit 7 (gene BORCS7). The record is from RefSeq and is a predicted model, not a curated record. The transcript has 5 exons. Lineage: Eukaryota; Metazoa; Chordata; Mammalia; Monotremata; Tachyglossidae. The coding region runs from base 26 to 349 and encodes 107 amino acids. Gene Ontology annotation, cellular component: BORC complex.